AUGUUGUUGCCAAAGGGAGUAAAAAAAUUUAAAGAAACUGUUAUAGCUACAGGUAUAAAGAAGGAUUGUUGUAUGCUCAGUGAUCCUGCAUUACUUCAUACUUUAAAUCCAUCAAUUAGAAAUAGAUGCUUUUUAGAAAUCAAAGAUCAACAAAGCGAACAAAUUUUGGGAACCAUUGUAAUUGAACUUUAUGCAGAUAUCGUACCUAAAACAUGUGCUAAUUUCGAAGCUUUUUGUUUGGGAGUAAAUGGAUUAUCCUAUAGAAACACUCCAUUUCAUCGUAUUGUUCCGGGUUAUUGGUGCCAAGGUGGAGAUGUAGUCAAAUUUAAUGGUGCUGGUGGUACGUCCAUAUAUGGAGAUAGUUUCAAGGAUGAAAAUUUCAAUUUGCGUCAUGCUGGUCCUGGUAUUGAAGAAUGUGGAACAAAAUCUGGAAAACCAAUAAGAUCUAUCGUCAUAUCGAAUUGUGGAAUCCUUUCAUCAAGAAGCAAUUAUUCAUAA
Polistes canadensis is the source of this 498-nucleotide messenger RNA. Its product is annotated as peptidyl-prolyl cis-trans isomerase-like. The coding region runs from base 1 to 498 and encodes 165 amino acids. Gene Ontology annotation, molecular function: peptidyl-prolyl cis-trans isomerase activity. Gene Ontology annotation, biological process: protein peptidyl-prolyl isomerization. Lineage: Eukaryota; Metazoa; Arthropoda; Insecta; Hymenoptera; Vespidae. The record is from RefSeq and is a predicted model, not a curated record. The transcript is spliced from 4 exons.